UGCAACCCAUUCAUCGAUAAGCCAAUCGAUAGACACGUCGAUUGAUUUUCAAAAGCAUUAGUUUUUGUUGUUGCUUCAGUUGCGACUCGCUCGUGUUUCGUUCUUUGCGUAACUUGAAGUUUCGUUUAUUUGUAUUAUAUUUUACAAAAUUAUCAAUUCGCGAGAUGGUAUUAAUUAAGGAAUAUCGUGUCUGCAUGCCGCUCACUGUGGAGGAGUAUAAAAUUGGACAGCUGUAUAUGAUUGCGCGCCACAGUCUUGAGCAGUCCGACGAGGGCGAGGGAGUUGAGGUAAUGGAGAACAAACCCUGUGAGGAUCCCGUUCACGGCAAGGGACAGUAUACAGAAAAACGCAUACACCUGUCCAGUCGCCUUCCCUAUUGGAUACAAGCGAUUUGUCCUCGCGUUUUCUAUGUGAUUGAAAAAUCAUGGAAUUAUUAUCCCUAUACUCUGACAGAAUAUACGUGCUCUUUCAUACCCAAAUUAAAUGUGCUAAUCAAGACAAAAUAUGAGAACAACAGUGGCACUACUGAAAACUGUCUGGAUCUCAGUGAGGAGGAUAUAAAGGUGCGUACAGUUGAUCACGUGGACAUUGCAUUUGAUGAACUCAAUGGCAAGCACUACAAACGAGAAGAGGAUCCCAAGUUCUUCAAGUCCUUAAAGACAAAUCGCGGUCCACUUAUUGAAGGCUGGCGUGAAACUGACACGCCAAUCAUGUGUUCCUAUAAGGUAGUUAAUGCCAGCUUUGAGGUCUGGGGUCUGCAGACCAAAGUGGAAGACUUCAUACAGCGUGGAAUACGCGAUAUUCUGCUGCUGGGCCAUCGUCAGGCCUUUGCUUGGAUCGACGAGUGGCACGGCAUGACGCUGGAGGAUGUACGCACCUAUGAGAAGCAAAAGCAGGCAGAGACCAACGAGAAAGUCCAGGCAACUGCCGACAAUGGCAGCACAACGCCAACAAAAGAUGGUGACGCUUAGACCGAUUUUCAACGUUGGAUUAAUAAACUCUUGUGAAUGUUAUACCAAAAUGAAUCUGCCCAAGAGGCUAGGCAGACAGUUUGUACCUUCAGCUCUGUAAUGUUGUUAAUGUUAUAGUGCACAAAAGCGUCGAGCUUACAAAUUAAGUCAAAGCCAUAUGAACGCAUUUUAAAUGGUCCAACUAAGCUCAAGAAUUUGAAACUGCCUCGCAGCAACAGACACAAAUCUACCUAAACAUAUGCAUAUACAAUAUAUUUAAAUAUGUAUGUAUACAUAACUAUAUAUAUAUAUAUUAGUACUCGAAACCAAAACACAAAUUACUAAUUAGACAAUUAAGCACUAUGCUAAAUUAUAGUCAAAACCUAAAA
Molecule: messenger RNA, 1339 nt
Organism: Drosophila albomicans
Lineage: Eukaryota; Metazoa; Arthropoda; Insecta; Diptera; Drosophilidae
Gene: rdgBbeta
Product: cytoplasmic phosphatidylinositol transfer protein 1
Exons: 7
Coding region: 165-971 (268 amino acids)
Biological process (GO): phospholipid transport
Cellular component (GO): cytoplasm
Molecular function (GO): phosphatidylinositol binding; phosphatidylinositol transfer activity
Source: RefSeq, a predicted model, not a curated record